Paramecium octaurelia is the source of this 574-nucleotide messenger RNA. Lineage: Eukaryota; Ciliophora; Oligohymenophorea; Peniculida; Parameciidae. The record is from the annotation of a GenBank genome assembly.
CAUCGUUUGUCAAUUCUAUUUGCCAAUUAAGAAUACUACAUUUCUUUAAUGUUAAAAUCAACCUUAGAUAAGAACAAUUGAUCAAAUUAAGUAAUUCAUAUAAAAUAACUACUAAGGAUUUCUUAAAGCAACUACAACAAAGAUAUCGCCUUAUAGCCGCGUUAAGAGAAAUUCCCAAGCAUCUUGAUAUAAAUCCAAAGUUUUUCUUUAGAUUACAAUAAUGCUUCGAUCUGAUUAUAAUUCAAUUAAUCUUUAUGUACUAAUUUUUCCUAAACUUUGCAGAAGUUUUACUUGCGAUUUCAAGGAUCUUCAUUGGAAUUCCAAAAAUAAAAUACUAGAAUAAAGAUAAGAAUUUAGACAUUAUUAUUAUACAAUAAUCAUACUUAAGUGCUCAGUCAAUGUUAAGAUUUGCUCUCAGAUAUGUUGGAAUAUGAAGAAACUCUAGAGCCAAUUCUCCAUUAAAAGUAUGUUAAAACUGAGAAGGGUCAACAAAUUUUGUAAAGCAUAUUAACUUUUGGAGAAGAAUAAUUUUAUUGAUAAAUAUUUGGGGGGCUAUAUGGAAAAUCUAGCAAAC